GACCUCUCUCUUAUAAAACCUCUUCUUCCGAGGUGGAACCCAUGGAAGUUACCAAUGGAUGCAUGAAAGAAAUCUUGAACGAAAUGUCUUCACAAGGUGUUAAAUGGAUGUACGGACGUUGGUUGAUUGAAGGUGCUCCCCAGGUGCUCUUGUUCGACACAUACUCCGUGUUUGAUCGAUUGGAUGGAUGGAAGGCCGAUCUCUGGAAUGUUGUGAAUAUCCCAUCACCAGCUAACGACCAAGAAACCAAUGAUUUGGAUUUUUAUAACAACAUUGAGAAAUUUCCGGUGGAUGAAGAGGCCGGUAAACGUGGCAUAUAUCAUCGCUAUUGCGUGGAACGUGCGGCCGCGCAUUGUUGUGAUGUGUUUACCACCAAAGCCAGGUUUGUGAUAUGUCCUCCUCGUGUUCUUGCCAUCGCCUUCCUCCCUUCUCAUCGGUUUAUUUCCGAUCACAAAGAUGGUGUGUUGCCAAACGGUUUAAAUGUCGUAAAGUUUUCCGCUGUUCACGAAUUUCAGAAUCUGCACGCCCGCAAUAAGGAAAAAAUACAUAGCUUUGUGCGUAGUCACUUCUAUGGUCAUUAUGAUUUUGACUUAGACAAUACACUGUAUUUCUUUACCGCUGGCCGUUACGAAUAUGGAAACAAGGGAGUGGAUAUAUUUAUCGAAUCACUAGAACGUUUAAAUCAUCGAUUGAGAGCAUGCAAUUCGCCAGUAACCGUGGUGGCAUUUUUAAUCAUGCCUGCGGCUACUCGGUCGUAUACCGUUGAUGCACUUAAAGGACAAGCUGUCACCAAGCAGCUCCAGGAAACGGUGAAAGAAAUCACCGAUAGGAUUGGAAAGAGAUUAUUCGAGAAGGCAGCUCGAUAUACCAGCGGUGAUAUAGUGCGGGAGGUUGUGAAUCCAUCUGAUCUACUUACAAACGAGGAAAUGGUUUUGCUGAAACGUCGUGUCAUUGCACUCCGACGCGAGUCCCUACCACCAAUAGUCACUCAUAACAUGAUUGAUGACUCUAACGAUCCAAUCUUGAAUCAACUACGUCGUCUUCGCCUAUUCAACGAUCGCAUGGACAGAGUAAAGGUGAUCUUCCACCCUGAAUUCAUAAAUUCAAACAAUCCCUUGUUCGGCCUGGAUUAUGAUGAUUUCGUACGUGGCUGUCAUCUUGGCGUGUUCCCGAGUUAUUAUGAACCAUGGGGUUACACACCGGCCGAAUGCACCGUGAUGGGUAUCCCCUCUAUUACCAGCAAUCUAUCGGGCUUUGGUAGUUACAUGGAAGAACUCCUCGAGGACCCUUCCGAAUACGGUAUCCAUAUUGUCGACCGUCGGAUGAAAUCCGUCGAAGAAUCCAUUCAACAACUCGCGGACAUCAUGUUACAAUUCUGUCAGAAGUCGCGACGUCAACGAAUCAACAUGCGUAAUCGCACGGAACGCUUGUCAGAUUUGUUGGAUUGGAAGUUUAUGGGAGUGGAAUACACUCGAGCGAGAAAAUUGGCAUUGCAUCGAACAUACCCAGAAUGCUUCGUGGGCGCGGAUCCCGAUCUUGACGACUUUCAACAAUGCAGAACAAAGAUCCGACGACCAUCAUCUGGCUUCAUAUCACCGAGAUCAUCAAGUAGCAGAAACAGUGAGGUGGAUUUUGAAGAGCAAGUGCCAUACAUUGGUGAACACGAGGAUGAAGAGGAAGAAUAUCAUUAUCCAUUGAUUUUGAAAAGAAGAGAUUCCUCUCGUGAUUUAACUGCCUACACCCAGGAACAAUAUAACAGUUAA
Molecule: messenger RNA, 1763 nt
Organism: Acaulospora colombiana
Lineage: Eukaryota; Fungi; Glomeromycota; Glomeromycetes; Diversisporales; Acaulosporaceae
Source: the annotation of a GenBank genome assembly